AUGCGCGUCCUCGUUCCUUUGACUGCCCUGGUGGCGACGGUCGUAGCCUUGGGUAGCCCCCACCGCAAGGCUGCGAAGAAGCCGACCCCUGCCAGCCACAUUCACAAGCGGGAUACACAUUCAAUCCAUGAGGAUGAUUAUCAAUACUUGAACAAGAAGACACAGCAAUUCCUCGUCAACGGAAAGCACUUCCCCCAGGUGCCUUUUGACAUUGGCGAGAGCUACUCCGGUCUGCUGUCCAACACCCCGCAUGGUAACUCGAGCCUUUUCUUUUGGUUCUUCCCAUCUACCAACCCGGAUGCGAAGAAAGAGAUUACCAUUUGGCUAAACGGAGGCCCUGGUUGCAGCUCCCUCGAUGGCUUGUUGCAGGAGAACGGCCCGUUCCUGUGGCAAUCCGGUCAAUAUGAGCCCGUCCGCAACCCUUUUUCCUGGACCAACCUGACCAACAUUGUCUACAUUGAUCAGCCUGCUGGAACUGGGUUCUCGCCUGGCCCGGCCACUGUCAAGAACGAAAUAGAUGUCUCCAACCAGUUCAAUGACUUCUGGAAGCGCUUCAUUCAGACCUUUAGCAUGCAGGGCUACAAGGUCUACCUCACUGGAGAGAGUUAUGCUGGACAGUAUAUCCCUUAUCUGGCGGCCGGCAUGCUGGACCAGAAUGACACAACCCAUUUCAACCUGAAGGGUAUCCAAAUCAAUGAUCCUUCUAUCAACGAAGACGGUGUUAUGAUCUAUGCUCCCGCCGUGGCAGCUCUGAACCACUUCUCAUCAGUCUUCAACCUGAACGACACCUUCAUGUCCGACAUCAAUGAUAAGGCUGAGAAAUGCGGCUACAACAAGUUCCUCGAUACAGCCCUCACUUAUCCCCCACCUAAGGAAUUCCCCAUCACGCCCGACUACACCAAGGAAGGUUGUGAUGUCUGGGACCAGAUUCUGGUGGCUGCCACCUACAUCAACCCAUGCUUCAACAUGUACCACCUGACUGACUUCUGUCCUUUCCUGUGGGACGAGAUGGGCUUCCCUUCUCUGGCCGGUGGCCCGAACAACUACUUCAACCAGACUGCCGUCCAAAAGGCCCUGCACGUCCCACCUACCAACUAUGCGGUGUGCGGAGGCGAUAUUUUCGGACCUUCCGGCGACGACGGGUCAGUUCCCAGCUCCCUCGGUCCGCUCCCCAGCGUUAUCGAGCGCACGAACAAUGUCCUUCUCGGCCAUGGCUGGUACGACUACCUGCUCUUCCUCAACGGAUCGCUCGUCAGUAUCCAGAACAUGACCUGGAACGGCGCCCAGGGAUUCCAGAAGCCGCCCACUGAGCCCCUCAUCGUGCCUUACACCAGUGCUCUCGACACCAUCGCCAACCAGCACGGUUCCGCUCCUUGGAACAACGAUGCCGGCGGUGGUAUUCUGGGUACUGCUCAUACUGAGCGUGGAUUGACUUUCAGCUCCGUCUACGGCUCUGGUCAUGAAAUCCCUCAAUACGUUCCUGGUGCGGCAUAUCGCCAGCUCGAGUUCUUGCUCGGUCGUAUUAAGAGUCUUCAGGACAAGGGCCCUUACACUACUCAGUGA
Molecule: messenger RNA, 1563 nt
Organism: Penicillium argentinense
Lineage: Eukaryota; Fungi; Ascomycota; Eurotiomycetes; Eurotiales; Aspergillaceae
Gene: cpdS
Exons: 5
Coding region: 1-1563 (520 amino acids)
Biological process (GO): proteolysis
Molecular function (GO): serine-type carboxypeptidase activity
Source: RefSeq, a predicted model, not a curated record